This is a messenger RNA of Vitis riparia (riverbank grape), 2926 nucleotides long. Its product is annotated as membrane protein of ER body-like protein. Bases 1 to 2520 code for a protein of 839 amino acids. The record is from RefSeq and is a predicted model, not a curated record. Lineage: Eukaryota; Viridiplantae; Streptophyta; Magnoliopsida; Vitales; Vitaceae. The transcript is spliced from 14 exons.
AUGGAGAAUGCAACAGCAGCUGAUGGGUUUGAGAAAAACAAGGUCUCAGAACCACGCCGCCGUCCCCCCGCCCCCGCCGUCACCACCGCCACUGCCACCGCCACCGUCACAAGAAUCGAAGAUGAAGUAGUAUUUGAAGAAAGGGUUGAUGUGGAGGCUGGUAGAGGUGUGAUCAAAUUUGGUGACACUGAAUCUUUUGUUCUUGAGAAAAAUUCUAGUGAUGAAGGAUUGGAUGUCACAGCAAAGAUCACUGACAUUCGGAAGAGUCUAAGCACUGUUAUCAACCAUCAAAAUGGAGAAAACAUUAGGGAUGAAAGUUUGCCUCGCAAUCUUUCAACUUUUGAUGAGUCAUAUAAAGAACGAAUCACACGCUUCAAACCUUCUGACAGUGAGAUAAUAGAACGUGCAAGUAUUGAUUUAAUAAAACAAACUGAUGAAGAAACAGAAUUUGAACUUGAGAGGUUAUUAGAGAAGCCAAAUUCACACAAGUUCUACUGCCCUAAUUGUAAUGCAUGCAUUGAAAAGAUUAUUCUUCUUAGGAGAGAACAGGAGAGGCUUCUUGCAGCUGUAAACAACCUUGAACGUAGUGAGCCCAUUGAGACGACAUUCACAUGCACAUCAUGCUACACCUUUCUUGUUUUCAUAGGGAAUCAACUCAUCUCUAUUUUUACCCCUAGAAGGAAAGAGCCAAAAGGCAUACUUACUUCAUGUGCCGAUGUAGGAAGUGAGAGGUCCCGCACAGAAGGAAGUGAUGUUGAAGCUUUGGUUCCAUCACGAAGUUUGGACAUAUCAUUGCCUGAUCAAAGUUAUCAGCCUCCAUCUAUUCAAAAAGCUUCAUUGCCUGUCCUUCCAUUGGACAAUGGAGGACUUGCUAAUAAUUUGACCCCUACCCUCGAAGAAGUCAAAGAAGAUAUUGUGGAAGGAUCCUCACUGCCUCGAGGUAUGGCAAUUGAUGUCAGAGAGAUAUCAGAAAAUGCAACAAGAAAUAAGGCAGGAGAUGAUCAGAGACAAUAUGUGGAAGAGAAUGGUGUUACAACAAAAGAUCCAUUGCAUGACUUGAAUGGAACGCUAUUUGAUCAAAAUGGAUCUUCACUCACCAAAGAAGUGAAAAUUGAUAUUAGAGAAAAAGUAGAUGAUGCAAUGGAAAUGAACAAUGAAGAUGAAAAUAACAUACAAGAGGCUGCAUUUCACAAAGAAUCCAUAAUUGAAAUUGGAGAGAGUGGCAAACAAGAAGAAACAUUUCAUGAAGGAUAUGCAGAUGAAACUAAAGGAAAAGGUCCACUUGAGCCAAGAUUUUCUCAGGCUGCACGAAGUGUUAGUGUUUCAGAAACACAUAUAGCACCAAAGAGUGCUAACAAAUGGGGUGUUGUAAAAGGCGUUGUGUAUGGUGGCUUAACAGAAUCAAGUAAAGGCCCAGGAGUUGUUACAUCUGAUAUUGCAUCAGGGUCAAUGGAACCAGGAGAUUUUCAUACUGCGCAAGAUGUUACUGGUUCAGAAACAAUUACAAUUACUGAAACAGAAAAUGCUAAAAAGUGGGGUAUUCUAAAAGGCAUUGUGAAUGUUGGCUUGACAAAAUCAAUCACAAGCCCAAGUGUUGCACCAUCUCCAGUUGAGGCCAUAGGGUCAAUGGGACCAGGAGAUUUUCAGAAUGCACAAGAUGUUACUGGUUCAGAAACAAUUACAAUUACUGAAACAGAAAAUGCUAAAAAGUGGGGUAUUCUAAAAGGCAUUGUGAAUGUUGGCUUGACAAAAUCAAUUACAAGCCCAAGCAUUGUGCCAUCUCCGGUUGAGGCCAUAGGGUCAGAUGAACCACUAGCUUCUCCAAUCACACAAGUUAUUCCUGUUCCAGGAGCACCUACAAUUUCUGGACCAGAAAAUUCUAAGAAAUGGGAAAUCUUAAAAAGCAUUGUGUAUGGUGGUUUAAUAGAAUCAAUUACAAGCCUGAGCAUUGUAACAUCUGCAGCCGGUGCUGAUGCUACCACAUUGAACAUUUUAGCUUUGGGAUUGGCGAAUUUGAUUGGUGGACUUUUUGUGAUUGGUCAUAAUCUUAUGGAACUGAGAAAUGAUCAAUCUAGAGAGUCCACUAGUCAAACAAGCAAAGAAAUGGAUCGUUAUUACCGACAACUGGGUCAGAGAGAGAAUUUCAAACUUCAUGCAACAGUGGUUGUGUUAUCAUUUCUCCUUUUUGGCUUAGUGGCUCCUGUGACUUAUGGCUUCUCAUUUCUUAAGAGUGGCAACAAGGAUAUGAAGCUUGUAGCAGUUGCAGCAGCUUCUCUAUUAUGCAUCACUAUGCUUGCUAUUGGAAAGGCUUACAUCCAAAAGGCAUCCAAUUUUUAUGGGUACAUCAAAACCAUACUUUAUUAUGUUAUUGCUGGGUUUAUGGCAUCAGGUGUUUCUUAUGUAGUUGGUGAUCUAAUCAAGAAGCUCCUUGAGAAGCUGGGUUUGUUUGAGUCAAGUGCAGCUUCCACUCUGUCCCUUCCUGGGACUGCACUGGCAAAAUCUGGAUGGGGAUCCUACUGAUGAAAUCCCAUGACUAUGUAGUUGGCCUUGGUAGUAGGUGGAGUAUAUUGAAGUGCUGCAAGUUGACUGUCAAAUCUAGAGGAUCCAACCAAUAAUUGCGACUGACUUACAGUAGUUUCUUCUCAGAUUCCACUUGCUUUUCACUUGGCUUAUUGUAAGACAUAUUUGCUGCCUUGCAAUUUUGGUAUGUUAGUAGAAUUGCUUUAGCUUCUUUAUUUACCAUCUUAUUAGCUAACAGAGACUAAAUUGUACCUGUCCUCCCAGAGACAGGUGUAAACUCACCCCCCUUUUUUGUUAAAACUUUUACCUGGGACCUGUUUGAUGGUCUCUUAAGGUUAGAGAAAUUCAAUUUUGACAUAUAACUGAUAACCAAUUUACCAUUUUGGCUUUUUGACAUAUGCUUACA